This is a messenger RNA of Rubroshorea leprosula, 687 nucleotides long. Lineage: Eukaryota; Viridiplantae; Streptophyta; Magnoliopsida; Malvales; Dipterocarpaceae. The record is from the annotation of a GenBank genome assembly.
CCCAACAAGGCAACAACCUCCCAUAAUUACGAUUUAAGCAUAUAUCCCUUUGUAGUUCUCUCACAAAAUGUUGAAAUCUUUGGCUUCUUUCUUCCAUGGAUUUUCAUUGCCGGAAUCAAUGAAAUUCAGAGAACCCAAUUGUACAACAACAAGGUUUGUAUACAGAGAUGAAUUGAAUAAAAAGACGCCACCUUCAACCAUGGCGAGAGGCACGCCCAAGAAGGGUCGUGAUUGUAGCACUGCAACUGGUGCAGUGGAAGAGAAAGUGGCGGCCUCGACUGUGAUGAGAGUGAAAGUGAAGAUGACAAAGCAAGAGGCCGCGCGGUUGCUGGCAAAGUGUAAAAAAGGAGGGGUUCUUGAGUUCAGGGACGUGGCACGGGCACUGGUGGAAAUUCCGGCCAGUCGUAUUAGGAUUGUGGAAGGGAACCUUACAACUACCGUUACCAGAAAAAGUACAGUGCUUGACAGUAUUCCUGAAUAGUUUUUAGGCUGUUUUUUUAUUCUUCUUAUGUUUUUUUUUUUAAAUUAUUUUUUAAAAAAUACAAUGUAUUUGUACUGUUGUGUUUGAUCAACCUGGUUUCACGGAUGGUAUCCGUCAAACCUGUAAUUAGUGAAAAAAAAAAAGAAAAUACACUUUUCGGUGACGACCUUUGUCUUUGAUUAUAGAAAUCAAAGUCCACAGAAACU